Messenger RNA from Cucumis melo (muskmelon), 2213 nucleotides. RefSeq lists its product as uncharacterized. The transcript has 2 exons. The record is from RefSeq and is a predicted model, not a curated record. Bases 22 to 2103 code for a protein of 693 amino acids. NCBI's taxonomy places the organism in Eukaryota, Viridiplantae, Streptophyta, Magnoliopsida, Cucurbitales, Cucurbitaceae.
CUAUAUUCUUUCAAAAAUAUAAUGUCUUAUUUUAGGGUUCAUGCGUGGUGGGCAGUGGUUAUGGUGAUGUUGGUGGUGAUGGGAGAAGGGACACCACCAGGGAUCGCUAAUAAUCCAAGCCAUGCGACGUGCAAGAUUAAGAAGUAUAAACAUUGCUAUAAUUUGGUACAUGUUUGUCCAAAGUUUUGCCCGAAUCAAUGUCACGUAGAAUGUGCCUCUUGUAAGCCUAUUUGUGGUAGUGGUGGUGACGAUGCUAAUCCUCCACCGGAGGAUAAUACUCCCGCUCCACCAUCCAAAACUUAUUAUUCUCCUCCACCUCCGGUGGCUGUAACACCGAGCCCUCCUGCUUCAAACCCUAGUCCCUCACAUUCUCCUCCAUUACCUUCACCAACACCAACGCCGGUAACUCCUUCUCCUUCUCCUCCUCCUCCAUACUCUGAAACUCCAAGCACCCCUCCGACUAUUUCACCGCCUCCUCCUGUUACUUCAACACCACCUCCUGCAAAUACCAAUCCUCCGAAAUCUCCACCGACAAACCAAACUCCAUCACCACCGCCUCCAACAGAUACCAAACCUCCAUCAAACCCUACCCCUCCCACUGUAUCACCGCCUCCUCCAGUUACUUCAACACCACCUUCUGAAAAUCCCAAUCCUCCGAAAUCUCCACCGACAAACCAAACUCCAUCACCACCGCCUCCAACAGAUACCAAACCUCCAUCAAACCCCACCCCUCCCACUGUAUCACCGCCUCCUCCAGUUACUUCAACACCACCUUCUGAAAAUCCCAAUCCUCCGAAAUCUCCACCGACCAACCAAACUCCAUCACCACCGCCUCCAACAGAUACCAAACCUCCAUCAAACCCUACCCCUCCCACUGUAUCACCGCCUCCUCCAGUUACUUCAACACCACCUUCUGAAAAUCCCAAUCCUCCAACAUCGCCUCCGACAAACCACCCUCCAUCAACACCUCCAGCAAACCCCACCCCUCCUGAAAAUUCCAACCCUCCAUCAACACCACCAACGAACCCUAACACUCCAUCGACACCUCCAUCCACUCCUAAUUAUCCAUCACCGACACCACCAUCUGAAACUCCCAAUUCACCACCUGUUAACACUCCAUCGACACCUCCAUCCACUCCUAAUUAUCCAUCACCGACACCACCAUCUGAAACUCCCAAUUCACCACCUGUUAACACUCCUACGUCGCCUCCUCAAACACCAUCUCCUCCAGCUUCAAAUCCACCAUCUUCAUCGGCUGGUGCAACAAAGACAGUGAGAUGCAAAAAUGUAAAUUAUCCUCAAUGUUACAACAUGAUUCACAAUUGUCCCAGCGCUUGCCCUAAUGGAUGUCAAGUUGAUUGUGUUACUUGCAAACCUGUCUGCCAUUGUGACAGACCAGGAGCUGUAUGCCAAGACCCACGUUUGGUCGGCGGCGACGGUAUAACCUUCUACUUCCACGGCAAAAAGGACAAAGAUUUCUGUCUCGUUUCCGAUCCCAACCUCCACAUCAACGCCCAUUUCAUUGGAAAACGAAACCCUUCCUUGAAACGAGAUUUCACUUGGGUACAAUCCCUAGCUAUCCUCUUCAACAACCACCGUCUUUUGAUCGCCGCCCAAAAGACCGAUGUUUGGGACGAUUCCAUUGACCGCCUCACUAUUGUCCUCGACGACCACCCGAUGGCCCUCCCAAUAUCGGAAGGCAGCCAAAUACAACACCCUAUCGAAAACCCCACCAUCACCAUCGUUCGACUAGCGGCAACAAACCACGUGAUGGUGGAAGCCAAAGGACUGUUCAGAAUCACAGCCAAGGUGGUGCCAAUAACAAAAGAAGAUUCAAGGAUUCAUAACUAUGGAAUAGAGGAGGGGGAUUCGUUUGCACAUUUGGAUGUAGGGUUUAAGUUUUUCGGGUUGAGUGACGACGUGAAUGGGGUUUUGGGGCAGACUUAUGGAGCUGGGUACGUGAGUAGUAUCAAUGUGAAGGCAGCUAUGGCAGUCAUGGGGAGAGGGGAGGAGUUUGAAACUUCUAGCUUGUUUGCGGCGGAUUGUGCUGUCUCUAGAUUUGGCGGCAACGGCGGUGUUGGCGGCGGAGAUGAGACUAUAUGAAGUUUUCGGUUCUGAAGACAUGAAAAUUGGAAAUUAUAUUGAACAAGUUGAGAUUUUUCUAUGGUUUGUAAGAAUAAUAAAAAGGCAUUGGAGGGAAAUUUGUUUAAAGA